This is a messenger RNA of Nicotiana attenuata, 1629 nucleotides long. RefSeq lists its product as uncharacterized. The transcript is spliced from 2 exons. The record is from RefSeq and is a predicted model, not a curated record. Lineage: Eukaryota; Viridiplantae; Streptophyta; Magnoliopsida; Solanales; Solanaceae. Bases 1 to 1629 code for a protein of 542 amino acids. Gene Ontology annotation, biological process: DNA integration. Gene Ontology annotation, molecular function: nucleic acid binding.
AUGGCAGCAGAAACUACAAACUCAUCUCAAGGCCAACAGAUGGGACAACUAUUCACUGAGGGUCAAUACAAACAGAUAUUGGAGCUUUUAAACAAAACACCUGCAGGUGAUUGUUAUACACUAAUGGCAGGUAUAACCACAUUGUUGUCUGAUGCAUCUUUAUGUGAAUGGGUAGUAGACACAGGAGCAUCUCACCAUAUCACAUGUCAUAAAGAAAUUUUAUCUAACAUAGAGAACAUUGAGCAACACGGGAAUCAUAAAGUGCAGGUUCCAACGGGUAGCAAAUGUAUAAUAACACACAAAGGAAAUACUCCAAUUCUACAGGGAUAUGAACUAAAGGAUGUGUUAUAUGUUCCAGAUUUUAAGUUCAACCUACUGUCAGUUUCCAAACUGACCAAGGAGCUGCUGUGUUGUGCUCUAUUCUUCCCUGAUUUUUGUGUAUUUCAGGGCCUUUACAAUGGGAAGGUGAUGGGAAUUGGUAGAGAGAACUGUGGACUUUAUAUUCUAAAAUGGAGAGACAAGCCAAUAGCAGCAUUGGUCACCAAGGACACUGAUGAGUGCAGUCUUUCGCAUAUGAGAUUGAGACAUCUAUCAAUAAUGUCAAUGAAGCAUAUUUCUGCCUUGAAAAAUAAAGUAGUGCAUAGUUUACAGCAUAAAUGUGAAACUCAGUUUGAUAUGAAUGUGAAAGUGUUAAGAUCUAAUAAUGGAAGAGAAUUUUUUAAUUCUAGCUGUAGUGCACUAUUAGCUUCCUUAGGCAUUGUGCAUCAAAGCAGUUGUCCAUACACACCCCAACAGAAUGGGGUGGUGGAAAGAAAGCACAAACAUAUACUUGAAAUGGCUAGAGCAUUGCAGUUUCAGAGUUCUGUUCCUAGUAGAUUUUGGGGAGAUCGCAUCAAGACAGUUGUUUACCUCAUCAACAGGUGGCCUACAUCCAUACUGCAAGGAAAAUCUCCUUAUGAAGUUUUGUAUAAUAAAAUACCUAUUAUUGAUCACUUAAAGGUGUUUGGAUGCUUAUGUUUCUCUAGCAACCUACCAAAAGGAGACAAGUUUGCAAAGAGAGCAAGAAAAUCAGUACUCAUAGGUUACUCAAAAGUUCAAAAGGGAUAUAGGUUGUUUGACUUAGAAACUAAAACUAUCUUUGUAAGUAGGGAUGUUAGCUUUAGAGAACAUAUUUUCCCUUUUAAGGAAAAUGUAAUCAUUCCACAAGAUCCAUUUCCCACACAAGCUUCUAUACCACCAUAUCCUGAUUCCUCAUUGCCUAUAUCCACAGACCCUCACAUUCCACCUACAUACAAUAUUCCAGCCACAAAGAACACCAAUACACCUACUACAGAAGUCCUACACCUUGAUCACACAGAUCCAAACACAGAAACAACAGAGGUUGAGCAUGAUGAGCAAGAUACCUACACUGACUUAGUUCGAAACACUGAGUCAGAGAUGAAUGUUACUCCUGACAAUAGCACACCUGUGAUUAGAAGUGAUCAAGAGCCUAGGAAGACUACUAGGACAUCUAAACCUCUAGUUUGGUUGAAAGACUACCAAACUACUCAGAAGUUCUCUGGGCAAUGCUUAUAUCCAUUGACUCACACCCUUACUUAUGCUAAUCUCACAGCAGGUUAUCAAGCAUAG